Molecule: messenger RNA, 1038 nt
Organism: Kluyveromyces marxianus DMKU3-1042
Lineage: Eukaryota; Fungi; Ascomycota; Saccharomycetes; Saccharomycetales; Saccharomycetaceae
Gene: CRC1
Product: carnitine:acyl carnitine antiporter
Exons: 1
Coding region: 1-1038 (345 amino acids)
Biological process (GO): mitochondrial transport; carnitine transmembrane transport
Cellular component (GO): mitochondrial envelope
Molecular function (GO): O-acyl-L-carnitine transmembrane transporter activity
Source: RefSeq, a predicted model, not a curated record
AUGAGUGACGCUUCGGUGGAAGUGGAAGUAGAGCUAGAACAAGGCCUUUUGGGAGGAGUGCAACAACACCAAGACCAGAACAAUCAGAAGCCCCAUGCCAAGUCGCCAUUGGUGGAGAAUUUACAAUCGUUGGUGGCGGGCGGCGUCGGAGGGGUGUGCGCCGUGUUGACGGGCCAUCCUUUCGAUUUAGUCAAAGUGCGGUGUCAGUCGAACCAGGCGCGCAACGCUACAGACGCUGUAGCGCACAUUCUAAAGGAGGCGCGCGCUGCAUCGGGUCCUGCGUCCGUAAACGCCGUGCGCGGGUUCUACCGCGGAGUGGUUCCGCCAUUGUUGGGGGUGACGCCGAUCUUCGCGGUUUCCUUCUGGGGGUACGAUGUGGGGAAAAAGUUGGUGACACAUUUUCCCUUUUCGGCUUCUGAAUCUACGGCGGCUAAUGCAACAAAAAAAGAACUAAGCACUGCGCAGAUGGCUGCAGCAGGGUUUAUCAGUGCGAUUCCCACUACGCUAGUGACUGCGCCAACGGAGCGCGUCAAAGUCGUAAUGCAGACGACGCAGGGGAAAACGUCGUUUGCAGAUGCAGCGCGCCAGAUUGUGCGCACACAGGGGUUCCAGUCGCUUUUCAAGGGGUCGUUGGCGACAUUGUCGCGGGACGGGCCCGGAAGCGCAUUAUACUUUGCGAGUUACGAGGUGUGCAAAGAGUUCUUGAACAAGAUGAGCGGACAUAAGAGCGGUGAAUUGUCGAUCACGAAUGUUUGUAUUAGUGGAGGAUUGGCUGGAGUUUCGAUGUGGGCGGUUGUGUUCCCGAUUGAUACAGUGAAGACGCAAUUGCAGUCAUCUUCGAAGCGGCAAUCGAUGGUGGAAGUGACGCGCGAGAUCUACCGUACAAGAGGCGGGAUCAAAGGGUUUUUCCCUGGGAUUGGGCCUGCGAUGUUGAGAUCGUUCCCAGCGAAUGCGGCGACGUUUUUGGGGGUGGAAAUGACGCAUUCGUUGUUCAAGAAGUACGAGCAGAGGGGUCGUGGCGCGUCCACACUGGCGUGA